UCUGUGCUUCUAAUAUGUAAAGCUGCUUUGAAACAAUUACCAAUUGUAAAAGCGCUAUAUAAAUAAAUUUGACUUGACUUGACUAUUACUGUGUUUGUCAGGCAUGUCAAAGAACACAGGAAUCUUGCCAACUUUAGAUUUUCCUGCCCUUCAGGUUCACAUGUAUCGCAACCACUCAAAGCACAAACCAGAUGUCAACAGGUCUCACAGAUGUAUUGAUAUGAGCUGCCAUGUUCAGGGAUGUGAUUUCACUUCCACAAAUUUUUCAAAUUUAUGCGAACAUCUAAAAUGGCACAUAAGAGAUGGCAAGAAAAUCCAGUGUCCUUUUGAAAAUUGCAAAAAGAAUUUCAGAGUGAGGUCUUCUUUCCUCUCGCAUGUGAGCAGAAAACAUUCAGCUGAGAAGGUUGUCUCUGCAGGUGGUGUGUCUAAUCAUGAUACCAGUACUCCUGAUGCUGCUGAUGAAGAUGAUGGUAGCACACUCAGUGCAGAGAUUGCUGAGGUUUGGGAGAGUUCAUCAAACAAAGUAGAUGAUGUAUUCAUGACAAACUUAGCCCUUUUCUAUCUUAGAAUGCAAGCUAAGAUGCUUUUGCCAGCCACCACAAUCUCAGCUUUAAUUGCAGAGUUUCAAGAACUUCAUAAAAAUGGGAUUACGCAUGUACUAACUGUAGUCAGUCAAGAACUGGAAAAACUUAAAAUACCGAGAGAUAGAAUACAUGAAAUUGUGGAUGGACUAUCAAAAGAAAAUUUACUAAAGAUGUACAACGAGAGCGUGUUUCGAUCAGAUCAAACUAGAAAAAUCUUUUUCAAAAAUAACUUCUGCUAUGUUGAGCCAACUCAGGUUUAUCUUGGUGUUGAUCCUAAUGGUAAGGAACGUUUCUGCCAGUAUGUGCCAGUUAAAGCCACUCUUAAAGCACUGCUGAGCCAUCCAUCAGUUCGGGAACAGUACAACACUACAAAGAUGUACCCUCUGGGAGAACCACAUGUAUUUGUGGAUGUGCAUGAUGGUAGAAACUGUAGAGAGAACACCCUCUUGCAGAAUGUUGCUUCCUCUGUCUCAAUCAUUCUUUAUCAAGAUGCUUUUGAGGUUGCAAACCCCCUUGGAUCAGGCAAAAAGAAGCACAAGCUUCUGGCUGUGUACAUGACAUUGGGUGAAAUACUGCCACAUAAUAGAUCUGCUAUAGACCCCAUGCCACAUGCCAGGUAAUGCUUUUCAGGGAAGUGGAUAUCUGCCAUUUUGGCCAUGACAAAAUAUUUUCUCCCCUAGUAAAUGAUCUAAAGGAGAUUGAGCAAUCUGGCUUUGUGUUAGACAAUGGUGAAACGUUGCAGGGGGCAGUUAUAGCAAUUGUAGGUGAUAACCUAGGAUCACAUUCUCUUCGGGGGUUCACUGAAAACUUCAGCAGAAGCAAACACUUUUGUCGAUACUGUCUUAUAGAUCGAGAAAGUUUCGAAAGGGAGCCCACAAAGUUUGGUCCAUUAAGGACAAAAGAAACCUAUGCAAACUGUGUUGAAGACUUGUCCAAGGGCCAGGAAGUCACAAUAGCAGGCGUGAAGUUUGACUCAAUUUUCAAUCAACUGAAACAUUUUCAUGUCUGUCAACCAGGACUUCCACCUUGCCCGGGUCAUGAUCUGUUUGAGGGGAUUGUGUCAGCAGAUCUUGCAUUGUAUAUCAAGAACCUGGUGUCAGUUGGAAAACAUUUUUCAAACAUUUUUCAAGGCAGUGAUGCUAGUAGCCGACCAUGUGAAGUGAAAUCCGAUGGAGAGCGCUUGGGAGGUAGUGCUACCCAGAACUGGUGCUUACUGAAAUUUGGACCUCUCAUUCGCCUUUGGACACUGCGCUUCGAGAGUAAACACACUUAUUUUAAGCAGUGUGCUCGGAAGCUCCACAAUUUCAAAAAUCUUGGCAGAAAGGCACCAACUGUUGCAGGCCUAUCUUCACAGUGGGAAUAUUUUUCCUUCCAUUAUCCAAGUUGGUCAGGCAAAUGAAUUUGAUGCCCAGAUGUAUAAUGCAGCAAUUCAGGAAGCUGUGAGGUUCAGGGGCUUGACUAAAGACAACACAAUAAAAACAUCUACUGUGACAUACAAAGGCACAUUAUACAAAAAGGGCAUGAGUGUUGUUCUUGAUGUCAAUGAUAGUGGCUAUGUGCUAGGUAAGAUUGUUUUAAUAUUAGUCAAACAGGAAAUGGUUUAUUUUGUGUCUGAGAAACAUCAGUCAGUGCCAGUGUUGGACAUUGCCUCCAGUAUGACCUCAAGACUCAAUAUGUUUGUGUGUGUGCCGACAGUCUUGCUGACUAUUACCCAUUGCCUGUCUAUAGAAAGUUUGAUCUUGAUCUUGAGUGCUCCAUCAUUCUGUCUGUCUAGGUGAAAAGUGAUGGAGGACAUCAUAAGAGGCACCCUUCCCCAUCUGGAUAGUAAGACUGUGGAGACUAUAGUUAAAGAUUUGUCCUUAUUGGGAGUAAGGGAGAUUGACGACUUUAUGUACAUCAAAGAGGAUGACAUCAGACAUCUUUUGUCCAUAGUUGAUUGCAGAAAACUAGAGAUGCAACCACAGAGAUAUUGGAGCCCAACAGAACAAUCUGCUAAGCGACUCUGCUGCGUCUGACAUGAUGACACUGACUCUUACACCAGUGUCUUCGUUAGAAGCCUCUUCAAGUGCGCAGUUUGCACUACCACCUCAGCACUCUAACCCAGUGCAGCACAGUACCAUGGCCCUCAACUUUCCAGGUACCUUGGGACAAGACCAGACCAAGUCUAAGAACAUGUCUUGAACUCAGGAAGAGACCAGAAGAGACAGACAGGCGGCACAUGGUCAGAGUGACUGUUGAUGCCAUUAGGGAAAUAUGUUUAAAUCCCACUUUGAGUCAGUGUGCUGUAGUUGCAAAGAGCAUCGUUGAACAAUAUCCAGACUGUUUUGAAGACAGAACUGAUGAGGGAGAUUGAAUGGGGACACUUCACUUUGUGUUCACAAUUAAAGACAAGAUUAGACAACCUGAACAGGAACAACACCCUUGCACGCCUAAGAAAUCCAAAAAGGCCUGCUGUAAUGGUGGAGAAUAGCGAGCCAGCACCAUCCAGAAAAUGUGCAAAAACCGACAGCUAUGGCUGUAUAAACUGGCAGCCAAGCAAGCAACCAGAGGGAGAAACAAGACACUCUUUAAGUGAGAAGAAGGAGGAGCUUAAAAGCAUUUUCACUCAAGAGGGCCAAAAUGGAGCAGAUUAAAAGGCAAGAGUAAAUGAACUGAUGAUAAUCACAUAUGAGGCCCAGCGACGUGCCAUCAAUGCAUCACCUGCACCUAGCAUUGACUAACUAAAGACUGAUUGGCCUUUCCUGUUCAUUAAGAGAUUUCUGAUCCAGCAUUUCAGUACACUUACAGGCAUUGAACUAGAAUCAAGACUCAGGGAGUCCAUCACUGGAAAAGGAAGAAAGGUGCUCCAUUUCUUCAAGUCUCAAUUGCUGCGCUGGAGAAAAGAGGUUAGGACAGUCCUCGCAGACAUAGAAAGAGAAUCUGGAGAUGUGGAUCCUGGCCUAGCUGCUAUAUUGGUGAUAAUGGCAUUCUUCAAAGAAAAAGAAGAUUCACUUUUCCUUCUGGCUGAUGUAAGUACAGUAAUUGUUUUAUUAUACUGUCAUAACAUACAGGUUGUUUAGAUGUUUGAUUAGUUUUUCCUUUGUAAUGUACUGUUGGGAAAUUAGAUUACAAUAAAAAAUACAAUAAAAAAAAGUAGACUAUAAAAGUAGACAAUAACAUAAUCUUAUUUUUGAGGACCAAAGAUGUUAUUUUAACAUGAUGAAACAAUCUUAUUUAUAGGAAUAGUUCUUCUAAAAAUGAAAAUUCUGUUAUCAUUUACUUAUCCUACAGUUGUUCCAAACCUGUAUGAAUUGCUUGUCUCCAUUGACUAUGGAAG
Molecule: messenger RNA, 3900 nt
Organism: Megalobrama amblycephala (Wuchang bream)
Lineage: Eukaryota; Metazoa; Chordata; Actinopteri; Cypriniformes; Xenocyprididae
Exons: 2
Coding region: 104-1204 (366 amino acids)
Source: RefSeq, a predicted model, not a curated record